CCGCUGGGGCACCAGGACGUCGUAUCCCAGGCGGUGGAUAUGGAUAAAUCCCCGCCUCGCGAAAUGGACGGGCGAGGCGAUUACUAUAGUUCAAGUUUCGGCAGGUUUUCGUCCGUAGCCAUUUUGGCUCAGGAGCCGACGGCCACGUUGUCCCCGCCCCCACCCGCCACCGCUGCCUCCGCGGUCCAUUGGAGCUCUUCAGCAUGGGCGUGCUCCAGGCCGCCACGAUCGCCGUCGCCGCGGCGCUCGUCCAGCUAGGCGUUGCUGCGCCAAGCUAUGCUGACCAGGCCACGGAGAUUGCCGACAUGAUGCGCGCCGCGCGCGCACCCAGCCAGGGCCCCGAGGCGCAGGGCGCGCGGCGCGGGCCCGCGGCCGCGCCCAAGGGCACGGCCUCCUCGGAGCUGUUCCCCAGCCUCGACAGCGAGCUUCUCGAGAAGGCGAACCGCAUCCAGCACGACCUGCGGCUGAUGGCCGAGCCGGCUUCGUCGGGCCACCCCAAGGCGGCGCUCGCGGUCAAGGCGGCCUCCAAGGACAAGGAGCAGUCCCGCCACGACCGGGCCGCCCGCUUCUUCGCGACGCACGGCAUGGAGGAGGUCGGGCGGAUGCUCGGGGACGAGAUGUCCGCCGAGGGCAGACGGCAGGCAUUGAGGCAGGCCGCAGAGUCGCAGCGCCUCGCCACGCCGGCGGGCCCAGCCCUGCGCCACAGCGCGCCUCCGGCGUCGGGCAGCGCUCACGACGGGGGCCUCAGCGUGCACGUGCUGGACGCCGACCUGGCGAUGGACGACGACGACGCGAGCUACAAGGCGAGCUGGAAGGCGGUCGAGGCGCUUCAGCGCCGCCGGCCUGCGGGGCUUCACUGAGCGCACGGGCGCGCCCGCGGACGGCCCUGUUCGCCCGCCGCGGGGCCAGGGGGCCUGCGUGGACGACGCGAAGGCAGAGAGCGAAAUGAGCAAACAAAAAAAACAGAAUGAAAAGUUUCGGUCGGUUUUCGUUUUUUUCGUUCGGG
Molecule: messenger RNA, 1006 nt
Organism: Prorocentrum cordatum
Lineage: Eukaryota; Dinophyceae; Prorocentrales; Prorocentraceae
Source: the annotation of a GenBank genome assembly